This is a messenger RNA of Cuscuta epithymum, 4603 nucleotides long. The record is from the annotation of a GenBank genome assembly. NCBI's taxonomy places the organism in Eukaryota, Viridiplantae, Streptophyta, Magnoliopsida, Solanales, Convolvulaceae.
AGCUCAUCCAUUAUCAGGAGUAUCGUUCAUAAACAAGCUAGUUGAGAGAGUAUACUUGAUAUCUUCCAUACCUUUAUCUUUGAUCUUCCAUCCCCGCCGGACUACUUACAUAGCUCGAUCGACCUUGCCCGUCUUCUUCCCCAUCCCCACAUGACUUAGACCGGCGGCCUUGCUUGUCUCCUCAUUCCUGCCGGAUAUUUAUAAAUAUCUCAAACCUGAAAAAGUAGAAAACGGCCAAUUUAUUGCUCCUUUGCCGACAAUAGAUACAUGCCCGUAAUUGGUGGAUUUCGAAAGGAAACUAAACAAAAGAAUUCAAAUGAAAACUUGGUGUCAGAAUGGUGAUAUUGAAGCUUGAUCGCAGAGUGAUGAAGUUCCGCAUAUUGAUUGAGGCUUUUUCAGUUUCCGUUUGCCAGAGCUUUAGGAGCGUACAUAUGAUGACGACCCUAAGGAUCAUGGUUGGAUCAAUGACUAAGAGGAGUUUCACUUAUUUGCGGAGCAUAAUACUAGUAGUGGCUGCACUUAUUUGUAACAGAGAGAUGUUAAGGUUUGAUUUGAGGGAAAUUACCGAGUAAAACAUAAGCCAUUAUCGACAACACGACUGCUGAGAUGUAUGUGACACAUUCAACCGUACACUAAUAGUGCAAUGAAUCUUCCCAUUGAAGGAAGUUAUGAUAUCGGGCUCAACAAGUAUUCUUCGACCCAUCAGCAUCAAUGACAUCCGGAUUCAUUUCAUCCUCAAACGACAAAAUCUGCAUUGCGGAUGGAUGCAGAUGUUCUUCCCAAAAUCAUUGCAUCCAGUAUUAAUAAUAUGGUGGAGGUUAUUGGGCAUUCAUUGAUUACGUGUACAAUGUCAUCCACUUGGAGAAAACUGGUGGAACAUCAGCUAUAAACACUUCCACUCAAAUUAUUUUUGGGGACCCAUCAGAGAAAAAAAUCGUAGAGGAAUUCCUUGACCAUGAAGAGAUAGAGGAUAGCAUGAGGAUAGAUGUUUUGAAGAUCAUAAAGGGAAUGGGCUUCAAAGCAGAACAUGAAGGUCAAGCAAAUGUUAUUCCUACUCUGGAAUUUCAGGUUGUGCAAGACGCAGAUCGACUUGAUGCAAUUGGUGCCAUAGUUUCAGGUAGGGAGUAGAGCUUGCUACCAGUGCCCGUUGCCUCGGGAAGAUCUAGGAAGGAAGACGUGAAAUGGAGCCAAUUGGGAGAAUCACUAGGAGGAACCCGACGGGCCGUGUACCGGGUGGAUCCGAACGCGGCAGCCGGGGGUCCACUAGGGUGUCAAGGGGAAGGGGCCGUGGAGGCCAACAACAAACCGUGAGCGAUGGCCACGUCGACACGGAGAGUGAGACUUAUUGGUCCUAUGAGGACUCAACCUAUAGACCGGAAACCGAGCCGGUGGAGACCCCUUAUGAAGGGGAUGAUGAUGAUGUUAGUGACGAGGAGCAAGAUGACUCCUUGGCAAGAAUUGAGGCGCUGCUCCAACAAUACCACCGAGAGCGCGAGGAGAGGAGGGAACGCUGAAGGCGCCGGGCGGGGCAACCUUCGGGUAUGGCUUCAAGAGGAGGAAGCCACAAUGCAUCUAGAGUCCAUGUGGAACCACAUGGAGGCCGAAAUGAUGGAGGUCCAACCAUAAGGAUCUCCAAGUUUAUCAAGGAAGCAAGAGACUUGGGGUGCAAACCCUUUGACGGGACCGGAGACAUUUCGGUUGCCGCUCAAUGGAUCAAGAGGUUGAAUGAAGCAGCCCUUGACAUGCAAAUCACGCCCAACCUUAAACUGAGAAUAGCGGUAAGGUUGCUUGAGGGGAUGGCAUCCAAAUGGUGGGAUGGAACCAAGAGCAAGUAUGGCGAGGGCGUCGUUUGGGAGGACUUCCAACGGGAGUUCUUUGCCCAAUAUUACUCCGACUUCGAGGUGAACCAGAAGGUGAGGGAAUAUACCCUCCUAACUCAAGGGGGUAACAUGACGGUGAAGGAACUUGAGUACAAGUUUCGGGACCUUGCCGACUACAUACCGGAGUACGCUUGUGAUGAGAACCGGAUGGUGAACCACUUUUGGGAUGCCCUAGACUUGGAGAUACGUGAUAGGGCAACACAAUUGCCUAACAUGACCUUCGCCCAAGUGGUAGACCAAGCCUUGAAGGGCGAAAAACAGUGGGAAGAAAGGAAGAAAAGAGACGCCGAGGAGGCGAAGAAAAGAAAAUGGGAGAACCAUGGCCCCCAAGGUUCUAACAAGAAGGGGAACCACGGGGGAGGUAGCUCAUUUAGAACCCCUGCACCACCAUCGAAGGGAAACCAAGGCCCAACCGGGCAAAGCUCGAGGUCACAAAACUCGGGAGUACCAAGGUGCAGCAACUGCAAGAAGCUUCACCAAGGCAAGUGCCGUGAUCCCCCGAGAUGCUAUCAAUGCGGGGAGGUCGGGCACAUGAAGGUGAGUUGCCCACAACUUGGGCGAGCCGUGGGUGCCGGACCAAGCAGUGGAACCAUGGUAAGCAGGAACCGAACGGGAGCACCGAGUGCAAGCAUGGGGCACGGUGGAGCUAGCACAAGCAAUGCACCGUCCGUUAAUCAAGGGAGGACCCAAGCGAGGGUCUAUGCGAUUACGGAGGCCGAUGCACGUGCUAACCCGGACUCCGUUGCGGGUAAAUUCAUGAACAUUUGAUGUUAAUUUCUUGUAAACCUUUUAAAUGUUGAAAUGUAUAAGUUAUAUGGCCAACCCAGCCUGUUUAAAGUUCAAAGGAGUGGACAGAUAUCUGCCUGGGGCGAAAGCCGCCCGGCUUUGACGAACGUCGCCCGACGUUUGUCUAUGGUUUAUUACAUAAAUCCUACGGCGACCAUAAGCCGCCCGAUGUUGACGAAAGCCGCCCGGCUUUCGUAGAGGAUUUUUGUUAAAAUCAUUCGGCGGAGGAAAACCGGCCGAGUUUCGUAAAAACCGGCCGGCUUGUGUUCAGGCAUCUCCGGUGUGAGGCACUGUUAACGAAAACCGGCCGGCAUUCGUAAGAACCGGCCGGCUUUUAGGAAUUAAAAUUGGGAAUUCUUUCGGCGACCGAAAACCGGCCGGCUUGGGCAAAAAAACGGCCGGCUUACGUAACCCUUCUUGCCGAGCCGAAGACCAAGGUACGAAAACCGGCCGGCUUUCACGAAAAGCAGCCGGCUUUCACUUAUUGGUGCACGGUGUUGGUUUUUGGGUGGGAACCGGGAUGGAAUCGGGAUGGGGCGUUAGAUGACGAUCAUCCAAACCAUAGCCGGGGUACUCUUUUACCUAAGAAAUGAGUCUAAUAAGUGGGGAGUGUGUCUUACAUUGCUUAUGAAUGUAGGAACACUAAAGAUUAACGGGAGAGACGCAAGAAUCCUCAUUGACACCGGGGCGCAACGAUCAUUCGUGAGUGAGGCGUUUGCCGGGGGAUUCAAAGAACCGCUUGUACCGAUGGCUCAAGCCCUAUUGGUAUCCACACCUCUAGGGGAAGACAUCGAGAGAGAUAGCCACUAUCCAUCGUGUGAGGUGGAAGUGGAGGGCCAAACUUGACGUGUGAUUUCGUACCGCUAAGUAUGAUUGAAUUCGAUGCAAUCCUGGGGAUGGAUUGGCUUGAGAAACAUCAUGCUAGGGUCGAUUGCUACACAAAGAUACUUGAACUCGAAGGCGAUGAAGGGGUAACCUUACGCUUCGAGGGGGAUCGGGCCAAAUCCAAUAGUUGUAUCAUAUCCGCCGUAAGAGCUAGGAGUAUGAUGAGAAAGGGUUGCCACGCAUAUCUAGCAUACGUGGUAGACAAAACAAAAGAAGAGACGAGCAUUGAUGAUGUGAGGGUGGUAUGCAAGUAUCUGGAUGUCUUUCCAAAGGACUUACCGGGACUUCCACCCGAUAGGGAGAUUGAAUUUGUGAUCGAGGUCGAGCCCGGCACCAAACCAAUCUCCAUACCGCCAUACCGAAUGGCACCCGCAGAACUUAACGAGUUGAAAACCCAAUUGCAAGAGCUUUUGGAUAACGGUUUCAUUAGACCAAGCCACUCCCCGUGGGGAGCACCAGUUCUUUUCGUGAAAAAGAAAGAUGGGACACUUCGAAUGUGCAUUGACUAUCGUCAACUGAACAAGUUCACAAUCAAGAAUAGGUAUCCUUUGCCUAGGAUUGAUGACUUGUUUGACCAACUACGAGGAGCAACUGUGUUCUCGAAGAUUGACUUGAGGUCGGGGUACCAUCAAUUGAAGAUCAAAGAGGAUGACAUACCGAAGAGUGCCUUCCGCACUAGGUAUGGACAUUUUGAGUUCCUUGUUAUGUCGUUUGGGUUAACAAACGCCCCGGCGGCAUUCAUGGACUUGAUGAACCGAGUAUUCCACAAAUACUUGGACCGAUUCGUGAUAGUGUUCAUAGAUGACAUCUUGAUCUACUCAAAAAGCGAGGAAGAGCAUGAGGAGCACUUGAUACUCGUUCUUGAGACGCUAUGGGAGAAGCAACUCUAUGCCAAGUUUUCUAAAUGUGAAUUUUGGCUUAAGGAGAUUGGCUUUCUCGGGCAUGUGGUUUCGGGAUCGGGAAUUGCUGUGGAUAACAAGAAGAUAGAAGCCAUUACCGAAUGGGAGAGGCCAAAGAAUGUCAAGGAAAUUCGUAGUUUCCUUGGAUUGGCA